UAUAUAUAAACAGUAGUUGUUAUUUCUCGUAGAGAAAAUAACGUUCUACUUAUAGUGUCGCGGGACGGACAAGUCGUAAGUUGAGUCUCUUAAACCAGACACUUUCUUUUCAUCUGUAGUAUGUGUGAUUUGUUUUAAAAGUCAACAAGUGUCUUUAGAUUUCAGUUAUUUACUGUGUUCGCCGUUAAAAUUUUACUCUAUUUUUUUUGUCAGUAAUCGGCAUCAAUUUUACUGAUGACGAAUCUAUAUAUUAUUUAUAAUUGCUUUAAUCUUGAAGAAAUUUUAAAUGGCUAAAAUAAAACAGUGAGGUGUUGAUUAUUUUCACAAGAUUAUUUUAGUACAAGUUUUAGUUUUGUUGACUUUAAAGAUAAUUAUUGAUUAUGAUUUUUUUUUAAAUAAUACUCUACGGAUAAUAUAGUUUAAAUUCAUUGGGUUUAUUUUUUUAUUUUUCCAUAAUUUAAAAUAGUGAUAUAAAUUAUUAAUCAUAGUAGCUAUGGAUAGAACGAUGUAUGAAAAAGUACACUAUGGACCAACUUAUCGGCCUUACAGAAUUACAUUAAGGAGAGGCAGAGAUGCCGAGGCUCCGGGAUAUGCUUUAUUAGCUGAUUUACAAAAUACAGUAUCGUCUGAUGGAAACCAUCAUUUAAACAAUAAAACAACACCAGGAUAUGGAUCAUUGAAUGGUAGUAGGACUCAUGCAUCAAAUAUCUACCGAUCUUAUGAUAAUCGAACGUCACCGCUACCUCCUCAAUCGCCAACCUAUCAAAAUCGUGAAAUCAUAGAAGAGACUGUAAAAACUUCAGUACCCUACCAACCGCCAGGAAAAAUGCCAUCUUUGAAUAAUAAUCUUUCAGAAUUAGAUACAUUACUUCAAGAUCUAAGUAAUGCACGUUACAAUUCUCAUUCCAUAGAACGUGAUACAAGAUCAUCUACUGGAGCUUUAAGUAAUGGUGCAAUAAGUCCAAUGAUGAGAUCUCCAAGUAGUUUAUCAGCAUCACGUCCAACUGUAGAUGCUCUAUUAGAAGAGUUGAAUACUGCAGUACCAAAUGGAGAGUAUGGUCAUGAGGGGAGGGUAAAAGUUACAAUUCAAGAAACAUCAACGGAAGUUCAACCAGUUUAUGAAAGUCAUCUAGGGCAGCAAAAUUCGUUAGAACGGUCGAUUGAAUCACAUCGGAGCUACGCGAAUGGUCAUACUGCUAGCAGUGCAACGAAAGAGCUAGAUGAUCUAAUGGCCUCUCUUUCUGAAUUCAAGAUAAAUAGUAGUACUCAUCAACAUCAGACAGUGACAGAUUCACCCUACGCAAAGCCGAACAAGGCAACGAAGAGUGCUUCAAGUCCGUUACCCACGGAAUCUGGUGGAUCAGCACAAACUCGCAUUCACUUUUCUGAAACCCACACAUCACACCAGUACCAGCCCCAGCAAGGCGAGAGUAGUCAUACAGUGACAACAACCCACGUCAAGCAAAACCAGUUAGAUUCUAUGCUUGGUAAUCUCCAAGCAGACAUGAGUCGUCAAGGUAUCAAUACAACCCAGAAAGGAUGCUGUAAUGCUUGCGAGAAGCCUAUUGUCGGCCAGGUUAUCACUGCUUUGGGUAAAACGUGGCAUCCGGAACAUUUUACCUGCACUCACUGUCGUGAGGAGCUUGGAACUCGUAAUUUCUUUGAACGAGAAGGUCAUCCAUACUGUGAGAAUGAUUACCACAAUUUAUUCUCGCCUCGGUGUGCCUACUGCAAUGGGCCUAUUUUGGAUAAAUGUGUGACUGCUUUGGAAAAAACUUGGCACACAGAGCAUUUCUUUUGUGCUCAGUGUGGCAAGCAAUUUGGUGAAGAUGGUUUUCAUGAACGUGAUGGCAAACCUUACUGUCGUGAAGAUUACUUCGAUAUGUUUGCUCCUAAAUGUGGCGGAUGCAAUCGCGCAAUUAUGGAAAAUUAUAUCUCAGCGCUUAAUAGCCAGUGGCAUCCAGAUUGCUUUGUUUGCAGGGAUUGCAAAAAGCCUGUCUCAGGUAAAUCAUUCUAUGCGAUGGAAGGAAAACCAGUAUGUCCCAAAUGCGUUGGAAUUGAUGAUGAUGAAGAAGAAGACGAAGAUGCUUAAUGAAUGAACUUUUCUUCAAUCCUCUCUCGACUUUUAUGUAUUUAUCAUCUGAUUUGCUUUUUAACCCCACAUGCCCUCGGCCUCCAACCAUGUGGAGCCCACCACCCCUCAAAUGUUUCAGAUUAGCAAGAUUAUGAUGAUAAAUAACUGUAAAGUUUAUUGCUUAAAAAAAUAAAUUAUUUACAUAUUGCAUUACACUGAAAACAUACACGAAUCAAAAUUUAUAGAGGUUGUUAAAGAAAAUAUUGCAAUAAGAGAAAAAAAUAAUUUUAGUUCUCUUUUUGCAUUUUUCUCUUAUAUUUUUUCUAUGUAGAUUGUACGUUACCAUAAUAAACUUUGUCACGUAAUAAAUAGAUGAAAAAAUAAAUUAAUUU
Molecule: messenger RNA, 2466 nt
Organism: Microplitis demolitor
Lineage: Eukaryota; Metazoa; Arthropoda; Insecta; Hymenoptera; Braconidae
Gene: Pax
Product: leupaxin
Exons: 8
Coding region: 494-2092 (532 amino acids)
Source: RefSeq, a predicted model, not a curated record